UGUGUGUGUACUAUAUAUACCAACCGAUGCCUACAUGCUUGCAUAAAAGCCUUCAGUCCAAAAGAGAGCACCUAACAGUGCAAAACAGGUUCAACAAUGGCUGAUGAUGAUAAUGCCCCCAUGCCCAUGGCUCCGAAGGUCGAACACACCAAGGGAAAGCCCAAGUCCAAGAUCUCAUCCUCCCGCAAGGUGUCACUGAAGACCCUCCUGUUGUCACGUGCAUUGGAGGAGCUGGAGGCAGAGAAACAAGCCAGAGAGGAGGAGAAGGUUCGCUACCUGGGGGAGCAGCUCCCGCCCCUGCAGGUGUCUGGCCUGUCCUUGGAGGAGCUGCAGAAACUGUGUAAGCAGCUCCAUGCCAGGAUUGACCAAGUGGAUGAGGAGCGCUACGACUGUGAGGCCAAAGUCUACAAGAACGGCAAAGACAUCCAUGAGUUGAAGCUGAAGGUGAUGGACAUGGGGGGUAAGUUUAAGAAGCCAGCUCUGAGGAAGGUCAGAGUGUCAGCAGAAGAGAUGAUGAGAGCACUGCUGGGCACCAAACACAAAGAACACAUGGACCUCCGAUCCAACCUCAAGUCUGUCAAGAAAGAGGACAUCAAACAGGAAAAGGAGGGAAACCUGGAAGUGGGAGACUGGAGGAAGAACGUGGAGGCCAUGUCUGGCAUGGAGGGCAGGAAGAAGAUGUUCGAUGCUGGCGGUGGCCAAUAAGAAGGUUCCUCACGACAUGGGGGCGGGGACACUGACUUCCAUGACACUGAGAAGUAAAAAAAUGUAGGAGAGAGAAGAGAGGAAAGAGAGUGGAGAUAGUGGGAGGGACUGGGAAAACCCCUGUGUCUCUGACUGAACUAAACUAAAGGUGCACAACUCAGGUCCUAAACCAGGGCUUUUAGACACCACACGUCACACUUCUGAGUCUCUAUGUCAACGGUAUUGCUGCUGUAGAGUUCAUGUUGCCUGCUGCAGAUUAGAGCAUCAAAUCACUACUGUAUUUAGUCUAACCAAUGUUUUCUCAAGUAGUAUCUUUUUUUUUAUCAAGUUAAGUUUAAGGAAUGUGAAUAUACUAAACUGCCCAAUGUUAUUGUUAUUUGUAAAAAGUCAUAAACUUGUAAAUAGUAAUUGUGUUCUAUUUGACUUAGCCUACACAUACUGACUUGUCUGUAGUAUCAUAGCCAAAUGAAAUUACAUAACCCAAAAACAGAUUAAAUAUCACUGUAAUUCAAAAACCGAAGAUUGUAUGUAUGAAUGUUUGACAGCCAGUUGCACAACAUGCUAUAGCACCACUAUUAUAGACUACUGUACAUAAUGAGGUGUUUUACUAUAUUAUCAACAUAGUAGAUUUACACCUGUGGUAUCUCAUGAGUCAACAAAACAAUUAGAUGCUUAAUGUUCUAUUUUAUGAAUUGACUAUUUCAAUAUAACUUUGACACAGUGAUGAAGGUACUCUGCAUAUACCACCACGCAGACAGCUGACAGCAUAUAUCAGUGUGUGGAAUGGGAUGACCUUGUCCCCAGACAUCCUGACAGUAAAAAGGCAGAGGCAGCGUGUUAACCUCUGACCCAGGAUAUACUUAGCAUCUGUUCCUUCCAAGAAUUCAUUCCACUCUGACAAUAAACAAUAAACGCCUCACAGACACAUCACAGGCGACCUAAAGUAUGACAUCACUGAACGACCUCGGAGUGACAGGUGAAAGUUGAGAUUGAGGGAUGGAAUCAGAAACACCUCAGGCAUGCAUUAAACUGAGGCCACCAGAGGUGGAACACAGGUGUGUGUGUGUGUGUGUGUAUGUGUCUGUGCGUGUUGGCUCGCUCGCUCUUUUUGUGUGUAUAUGUACAGAUUUAAAAAAAAUACUUGCUCACUCAGAAUACUUUUUUUGCACAUUUGUGCAACCAAACUUCAAACAAACGUAUUAUAACAUAAUGUUGGAUUAAAAAGUAGGAACAUCAAACUGUAAA
This is a messenger RNA of Coregonus clupeaformis (lake whitefish), 1950 nucleotides long. It is a transcript of the gene tnni1c, whose product is annotated as troponin I, skeletal, slow c. The coding region runs from base 97 to 705 and encodes 202 amino acids. The record is from RefSeq and is a predicted model, not a curated record. Lineage: Eukaryota; Metazoa; Chordata; Actinopteri; Salmoniformes; Salmonidae. Gene Ontology annotation, cellular component: troponin complex. The transcript is spliced from 10 exons. Gene Ontology annotation, biological process: muscle contraction.